This is a messenger RNA of Cucurbita maxima (winter squash), 1964 nucleotides long. RefSeq names its product wall-associated receptor kinase-like 2. The transcript has 2 exons. Bases 64 to 1959 code for a protein of 631 amino acids. Gene Ontology annotation, molecular function: protein serine/threonine kinase activity; ATP binding. Gene Ontology annotation, biological process: protein phosphorylation; cell surface receptor signaling pathway. The record is from RefSeq and is a predicted model, not a curated record. NCBI's taxonomy places the organism in Eukaryota, Viridiplantae, Streptophyta, Magnoliopsida, Cucurbitales, Cucurbitaceae. Gene Ontology annotation, cellular component: plasma membrane.
AGAGCUGAAUGAAUAUAGAAGUGAAACAAAAUAUAGAAGUGAAGAAGGAAGAAUCAAAGAAGCAUGGAAGCCUCGUUUGCAUCCUAUUGUUGUUUGUGUUUCAUCCUCUUCCUUUCCCUCUUUCCCAUCCAAUCUGUCAGCAAAUACCCAUAUUUAGGCACUGCAAACCAGACAUCCGGGUGCUCAAUCAACGAUACCAAUUCAACACCAAAUGGAUAUUAUUCAUGUGCAUAUGUUCCUUAUUCCUCAUGUUCUUCCUAUUUGAUUGCAAAAUCCAAGUCUCACAAUCAAGACUUGGGUUUCUACGAUAAAUCAAUUGGAAACACUAAUUUGUUGAUGAAGGCAGUUGGCUGUAGCUGUGGUGGGGAUCAUUUGUAUGGGAAUAUCAUGGAAUAUAAUACCACGAGUGGUGAUAGUUAUGAAACAAUAGCCAAUCAUGUUUUUUAUGGCUUCACAAGCUGUUCUAUGUUGAGAAGCUUUAACCCCAACCAUUCUAUUGAUAUUAAUGCUUCCUCAACCGAAGGAAUUAGUGUUGAAGUUUGGUUGCGAUGCGCUUGUCCUACCCAGGAUCAGAAGAAUCUUGGGAUUCAGUCAUUGGCUGUGUAUAUGGUACAACCAAAUGAGAGCAUUUCAUCAAUAGCGAGGGAUUUGUUGGUGGAGCAAGACAGCAUUUUGGAAGCAAACAUGCUUUCCAAUACAACCCAACUCUACCCAUUUACGCCUCUUUUGGUUCCAUUGAACACAUCUGAGACAUGCAAAAUCGACCCAUCUAACUCAGACGCCUGUGUAUCUCGGUAUUUGAAGUCGUAUCUCAAAUUUGUUGCUAUUGCUGCCAUCAUCUCCAUUACAUUCGCUAUUGGAAUUGGAAUGUUUUGUUGCGGUUGCGGCUGCGUCGGACAACGACUAUUCAUCAAGAGAAGAAGUCGCAAACUUUGUAAGAAAAAGUUUUUUAGGCAAAACGGAGGCCUUCUAUUGCAGCAAAAGGUACAAGAAGAUAAUGAGAGGGUCAAAAUAUUCUUACAGGAAGAGCUUGAAGAAGCAACUCAUAGUUACAGCCAAACUAGAUUUCUUGGUCAAGGAGGGUUUGGUACUGUUUACAAAGGGAUACUCCAUGAUAACACUGUUGUUGCAGUCAAAAGGUCCAAGCGAAUUGAAGAAGCCUGGAUCGAACAAUUCAUCAACGAAGUUGUCAUUCUCUCUCGAAUUAACCACAAAAAUAUUGUUAGGCUUAUUGGGUGCUGCCUAGAAGCUGAGUAUCCUUUGUUAGUCUAUGAAUUUGUUUCCAAUGGCACCCUUUCAAGCCAUCUCCACCACACAGAUCAUGGAGAAUCGUCAUCUCUUUCAUGGGAAACUCGUCUUGGAAUUGCCUCUGAAGUUGCUGGAGCUAUCUCUUACAUGCAUUCUGCAGCUUCAACUCCCAUCUUUCAUAGAGAUAUCAAGUCUCUUAACAUUCUUUUGGAUAAUAAUUAUAGUGCAAAGGUUUCUGAGUUUGGGACUUCCAGAUUUGUUUCAUGUGAUCAAUCUCAUUUGACUACGAGAGUGCAUGGAACUCUUGGAUACAUUGAUCCUGAGUACUUUAGAUCAAGUCAGUAUACUGAAAAGAGUGAUGUAUAUAGUUUUGGAGUCGUAAUGGUAGAGCUUUUAACGGGGAAACAUCCUACCAUAUUUGCAAGAAAUGAGGAACGAAAUCUAUUAGAGGACUUCAUUGCAUUGGAAAAUGGUAAGGAGGUUGUUGGAAUUGUGGAUAGUGCAAUAGCCAAAGAUGAAGAAACGAUGGAGGGUGUUAACUUGGUGGCAAAACUCACGGCCAAAUGUUUAAGAGCAAAUGGGAAAGAGAGUCCUACAAUGAAACAAGUGUAUUUACAACUAGAGGGAUUGAGGAAGGCUCAAGCUCAACGUUGUUCAACAUCCAAUUCAUUUUGCUCUAUGGCUCCUAGUGAUGAAGAUCUUCCAAGAUGACAACA